Messenger RNA from Molossus molossus (Pallas's mastiff bat), 2230 nucleotides. It is a transcript of the gene PARN, whose product is annotated as poly(A)-specific ribonuclease. Bases 105 to 2090 code for a protein of 661 amino acids. NCBI's taxonomy places the organism in Eukaryota, Metazoa, Chordata, Mammalia, Chiroptera, Molossidae. Gene Ontology annotation, molecular function: RNA binding; metal ion binding; poly(A)-specific ribonuclease activity. The record is from RefSeq and is a predicted model, not a curated record. The transcript has 25 exons. Gene Ontology annotation, biological process: nuclear-transcribed mRNA poly(A) tail shortening. Gene Ontology annotation, cellular component: cytoplasm; nucleus.
CUUCGUCGCUGCUGCCUCAGUCGCCGCUGCGGUCGCCGCGGAACUCUGCAAGUAGAACGGCUGAGGCGGGCCCGGGUUGGGCCGGGUUCCGGCCAUCCUACAGAAUGGAGAUAAUCAGAAGCAAUUUUAAGACUAAUCUUCACAAAGUGUACCAGGCCAUAGAGGAGGCGGACUUCUUUGCCAUCGAUGGGGAGUUUUCAGGAAUCAGUGAUGGACCUUCAGUCACUGCAUUAACAAAUGGUUUUGACACUCCGGAAGAAAGGUAUCAGAAACUUAAAAAGCAUUCCAUGGACUUUUUGCUGUUUCAGUUUGGCCUUUGCACUUUUAAGUAUGACUACAUAAAUUCAAAGUAUAUAAUAAAGUCAUUUAACUUCUAUGUUUUCCCGAAACCCUUCAAUAGAUCCUCACCAGAUGUCAAAUUUGUUUGUCAGAGCUCAAGCAUUGACUUUCUAGCAAGCCAAGGAUUUGAUUUCAAUAAAGUUUUUCACAAUGGAAUUCCAUAUUUAAAUCAGGAAGAAGAAAGACAGUUAAGAGAGCAGUAUGAUGAGAAACGUUUACAGUCCAAAGGUGCAGGAGCUCUAUCAUAUGUGUCUCCUAACACAUCCAAAUGUCCUGUGACAAUUCCUGAGGAUCAGAAGAAGUUUAUUGACCAAGUGGUAGAGAAAAUAGAAGAUUUGUUACAAAGUGAAGAAAAUAUGAACUUGGACUUAGACCCAUGUACAGGGUUCCAAAGAAAACUAAUUUAUCAGACUUUAAGCUGGAAGUAUCCCAAAGGCAUUCAUGUUGAAACUUUAGAAACUGAAAAGAAAGAGCGCUACAUAGUUGUCAGCAAAGUAGAUGAAGAAGAACGCAAAAGAAGAGAGCAGCAGAAACAUGCUAAAGAACAGGAAGAACUGAAUGAUGCUGUGGGAUUUUCUAGAGUCAUUCAUGCCAUUGCUAAUUCGGGAAAACUUGUUAUUGGACACAAUAUGCUCUUGGAUGUUAUGCACACAGUUCAUCAGUUCUGCUGCCCUCUGCCUGAGGACUUAAAUGAAUUUAAGGAGAUGACAACAUUUGUUUUCCCCAGACUCUUGGAUACUAAACUGAUGGCCAGCACACAACCUUUUAAGGAUAUCAUUAACAACACAUCCCUUGCAGAAUUGGAAAAGCGGUUAAAAGAGACACCUUUCAACCCUCCUAAAGUUGAAAGUGCAGAAGGUUUUCCAAGUUAUGACACAGCUUCUGAACAGCUCCAUGAGGCAGGCUAUGAUGCUUAUAUCACAGGACUGUGUUUCAUCUCCAUGACAAACUACCUAGGUACUCACUGUUCUUUUCUUAGUCCUCCAGAAAUUCAUGUGUCUGCCAGAUCAAAACUCAUUGAACCUUUUAUUAACAAGUUAUUUCUUAUGAGAGUCAUGGAUAUUCCCUAUCUAAACUUGGAAGGACCAGACUUGCAACCUAAACGUGAUCACGUUCUCCAUGUGACAUUCCCCAAAGAAUGGAAAACCAGUGACCUUUAUCAGCUUUUCAGUGCCUUUGGUAACAUUCAGAUAUCUUGGAUUGAUGACACAUCAGCAUUUGUUUCUCUCAGCCAGCCUGAGCAAGUACAAAUUGAUGCUGUUUUCAUCUCGUUUGUAGGCAUGUCUUCUGGGUAUGCUUUCAUUGGCCAUCCAGCUGUUAAUACCAGCAAAUAUGCAGAAAGCUAUCGGAUUCAGACCUAUGCUGAAUAUGUGGGGAAAAAACAUGAGGAGAAGCACAUCAAGAGAAAGUGGCCAGAAGAUAGUUGGAAGGAGAUUGAGAGAAAGCGAUUAAACAAUCAGUGCAUAUCCUGUGCUCUGCAGAAUCACUAUUACCGCACCAGUAGUCGUACAACUACCAGCACAGGAGGAAAGAGGAAGCUGAGUCCCAGUCACGCAGAAGCUGGGUUGGAGGCCAGAGUAUCGGGAGAGAUUUCUGACCUUGAGCUUGAGCAGACAGAUUUCUGUGCAGAAUCCCUCCCCGAGGGAAGGAAAAAGACCAAGAAAUGUAAACGAAUGAAGAAGGAUCUUUCUCCAGCAGGAAGCAUCUCGGACAGCUCUGCCAAGCUCUUUGAAGUUCCUGACACGUGGUAACCAAGACCCGAGAGAAAUAAGUCGCGGCUGCUGUCGCUGGGAAAGAACCGGCCAGCACAUUGGAAGCCAUACUGUAUUUAAUAAGUGCAGUGUGGGAGGGGUUUGAAAACACGUGUGUCUCCUGAAGGAAACUCAGCUUU